Molecule: messenger RNA, 1845 nt
Organism: Labrus bergylta (ballan wrasse)
Lineage: Eukaryota; Metazoa; Chordata; Actinopteri; Labriformes; Labridae
Product: transmembrane protein 50B
Biological process (GO): protein targeting to vacuole; late endosome to vacuole transport via multivesicular body sorting pathway
Source: RefSeq, a predicted model, not a curated record
GAUGUUUUUUUGCCACCUGCUAUAAACUCCGAAGAAGACGAAGAAUACAGGAAGUCUGUGAAUGGAAACUGAAAGCAAUAAUCUCAGACAUUUGAAAAAGGCAGGUCUGACGUUCUGAGUAGAGCAGCUUGCAGUCUGUGUACCUUCGGCAGGUUGAAGAAUAACAGAACAUCUGGGUCCCCUGAGCCCAGACAGACCCAGAGGAGGACACCUGGUUCACCUGAGCACAGGCCGACUGAGGAUCGCUGCAGAUGGCCGGGUUUCUGGAUAACUUCCGCUGGCCGGAGUGGGAGUGCAUCGACUGGGGGGAGAGGAGGAAUGCUGUGGCUUCUAUCGGGGCUGGAGUUCUGUUCUUCACAGGCUGGUGGAUCAUGAUCGAUGCAGCAGUGACGUAUCCGCUACAGGAGCAGAUGAACCACGCCUUCCACACCUGCGGCGUCUUCUCCACCAUAGCCUUCUUCAUGAUCAAUGCGGUGUCUAACGGCCAGGUGAGAGGAGACACGUAUGGAGAGGGCUGUCUGGGCAGGACAGGAGCUCGUCUCUGGUUGUUUAUCGGCUUCAUGAUGAUGUUUGGCUCGCUCAUCGCCUCCAUCUGGAUCCUGUUUGGAGCAUACGUGGUGCCCAAGAACCAAGUGGCUCCUGGUUUGGCUGUGUUCUUUCAGAACGCCUUCAUCUUUUUCAGCACACUCGUCUACAAGUUUGGCCGCACUGAAGAUCUAUGGGGGUAGAUGGUGUAUUUUAACAAACACAGGCACACACACUGACAGUGAGUGUUGUGGGUCUUUUUUACUGGAUCGCUUCAUGUUUCCUGCUGUAAAAUGUUUGUUUGUGUUCAAACUGUUUCUGUGUCUUCACAAGAAAUAAUUGAAAGCCUGUAUUUUAGAUAAGGGACUUCAUAUUUGUAUAUUUAUUUAAGAUGUUUCAGUCUAAACGCACUGAAGUCAGUCAGCUGCUCAAACUGGUCCACACCUCACUGGAGUAUUAUGUUUUAGAGAACAGGUUUGUGUUACCUGUCGACAGGUGUGCAUCUGUGUUACCUGUUGACAAGUGUGCGUUUGUGUUACUUGUUGAGAGGUGUGCUUUCCUGUAACCUGUUGACAGGUAUGCGUUUGUGUUUCCUGUGGAAAGGGCGGUGCUUGACUAACCUGUCAACAGGUGUGCAUUCCUGAAACCUGUCGAUAGGUGUGCGUCUGUGUUUCCUGUCGACAGGUGUGCGUCUGUGUGCGUCUGUGUUUCCUGUCAGCAGGUGUGCGUCUGUGUCUCCUGUUGACAGGUGUGCGUCUGUGUCUCCUGUCGACAGGUGUGCGUCUGUGUCUCCUGUCGGCAGGUGUGCGUCUGUGUUUCCUGUCGACAGGUGUGCGUCUGUGUCUCCUGUCGGCAGGUGUGCGUCUGUGUCUCCUGUCGGCAGGUGUGCGUCUGUGUCUCCUGUCGACAGGUGAGUCUCUGUCACUCUGUUUCAGGGUCAGAUGUCAUUAAGGUGUUGCUGUCUUGCCGCUCUUGUUUUUGCUGGCCAUGUAACUUAAGAUGUAAGAACUCAUGUUUUUUUUCUGUACAGAUAAACUUUAGUCAUUUUAAGACAUUUUAAGUAUUUAAGAUUAGAACAAAGUGAAGCAGACUGCUGUAGUUUCAGUAUUUUACAGAGGAUUUGAUCCUCUGGAUUUUCACCUUUAGACACAGAAAACAUUUUUUUUAUCGUGCCACAAAGUUUUGACCUGCAUAGAAGAAAAAUGAGGACAAAAAUGAGGUUGUGGGAUUCAGGGUUUUAUCCCGUCAUCUUUGUAAUCAGUAGUCUCAUUUGUAAAGAGCUCGAAACACAUGAAAUAAAGAAAAGCCUGUUGGAAAAUA